CCGCCGUCGCGUCUUCCACUCCACACACUGUGUCGCACCACCAUGGCGGACAGUGCGAGCGAGAGCGACACCGACGGAGCAGGGAGCAGCUCGGCCACCCCGAUGUCAUCCUCCGCCUCGAAUUCGGGAAAACCGAGCAUAGUCAUCUCACAGUUUCGCUUGGAGGAACUGACGAACCGCCUGGCCUCGUUACAACAGGAGAAUAAAGUUCUUAAAAUUGAACUGGAGACGUUCAAACUCAAAUGUAAAGCCCUGCAGGAGGAGAAUCGGGACCUUCGAAAAGCUAGCGUCACCAUUCAAGCAAGAGCAGAGCAGGAGGAGGAGUUUAUCAGCAACACCUUGUUCAAGAAGAUCCAGGCACUGCAAAAAGAGAAGGAGACAUUGGCUGUCAACUAUGAAAAGGAGGAGGAAUUUCUCACCAAUGAACUGUCAAGGAAGCUCAUGCAACUCCAACAUGAGAAGGCGGAGUUGGAGCAGCACUUGGAGCAGGAACAGGAGUUCCAGGUCAACAAGCUGAUGAAGAAGAUCAAGAAGAUGGAGAAUGACACCAUUUCAAAGCAGCUCACCCUGGAACAGCUGAGGCGUGAGAAGAUCGACCUUGAGAACACAUUAGAGCAGGAGCAGGAAGCUCUGGUCAACAGACUAUGGAAACGCAUGGACAAACUGGAGGCUGAGAAAAGAAUCCUUCAGGAGAAGUUAGACCAGCCGGUAUCAGCCCCUCCUUCUCCCAGGGAUGUCUCCAUGGAGAUUGACUCACCGGAGAAUAUGAUGCGGCAUAUCCGCUUCCUGAAGAACGAGGUAGAAAGGCUGAAGAAAAGCUUGCGCACCACUGAGCUGCAACACACAGAGAAGCGUGCUCAGUACAUAGAGGAGGAGCGGCACAUGAGGGAGGAGAACAUCCGGCUGCAGAGGAAACUCCAGAGAGAGAUGGAACGCAGGGAGGCUCUGUGUAGACAGCUGUCAGAGAGUGAAUCCAGUCUGGAGAUGGAUGAUGAGAGGUACUUCAACGAGAUGUCUGCGCAAGGUUUGCGAGCGAGGACUGUGUCCAGCCCUAUCCCAUACACCCCCUCUCCCAGCUCCAGCCGACCUAUAUCACCUGGUCUGUCGUACGGCAGCCACACAGUCGGCUUUACCCCCCCGGCCACGCUGUCCAGAGCUGCCAUCUCCCACUACAACCCUCCCGCUCUGCACGUCCAUGGAAGCUCCUCCCACGCUGUAGCGAGGCCCUCUCCCAGAAGAAGUACCAGCCCGGAUAAAUUCAAACGCCCGACGCCCCCACCGUCCCCCAACACGCACUCGGGGGCCCAGCAGCCUCAGCCUCCACUCCCCCCACCGGCCCAACCCAUGGUCCAGUCCAUGUCCUCCCCGGCAGCUAUGGCGCAGCAUGCAGCAGCAGCGCAGCAGCAGCCGUCCCAGCCUUAAUGCCACACGUGGUCUCUGGCCUUGCGUGUGAGUGCGCGUGCCACCGUAUGCCGCGACACAACCGCAACAGCAGCUUCCAUCAUAACCGGCUCUGGAAGUCAAGUCUCUCACUCUUUACAGACGCCACAAAAAACAGCUUCAAUCUGGGGCAGGGAAGGGGGCAUCAAGCCGGCAGAACAUCCUUGAAUAAAGUAGCUGCCCGCCAAAUCCACGCAAGGCGUUACUUAACUACUAUUAAAAAGGAAUGGACUGACUGAAAAAUAAAGGCUUCUGGGCUUUGUAGGCCAAUAAUCCGUUCACAUUCUAUCUUGUACAUGUAAGGUUUUUUUGUUUGUUUUUAUUUGGUUUUCUUUGCUUGGGACUGUUGCCGAUAGGAAUUGUUGUUGUGGCACUUAUGGGGUAGCACAUAUCACAAUGUAUCCUGGUGUCGUGCUGAUUGAUUGGACGUUCAGAUCAAUGGAUGGAUGUAUGGCUAGAUGAAUGGAUGGAUGGAUGCAGUCGAUCCUUUCCAUGCCUAUAAUACCAUACUUGAUGCAGUAAUAUGCUCCACUCCAGCUCACCCCACUUACUUUGUCCCUAAAGCAAUGUAAGAGAAUUUCCCCCAACCCAACUUAGACAGCUAAGUCCCUAGAGAGGUGUCCCAGAAGACCUCUCAACUCACAAAGGAAAAACUCCAUCAUAGGGCAUUGAUCAAACACAGCUAGUGCCACUAUACAUUGAUCUUUCUUUACCCUGAAAGAAUUCAAUGGCCAUGCUGCUUGUCAAUAGAAAAAAGAAAAAAAAACCGCUGACAUCAAGAUGGGUGGACACUGGUACAUAAACCACAGAUAUGUCGCCUUUUGAGGUGUUUAAAAUGUAGUCUGAGGUGUUACAACGUAGUCAUGUACUCAUGUCUCUCUUGCGCUCUCUCUUUCGCUUUCUCUCUCUCGCUCUCUGGUGUAGUUCUGAAAGCUUCUAUCAUCCGUAUGGAUAUUCCUCAUCAGAAAAACAACUUACUGCUCUUUACACUAAAUAUACAUACUGCUCAAAACAUUCUAAAUGAAUGGUACCGUUCAACUAAAUUUCUAUGUAUUAAAGCUCUUGAGAAGAU
Molecule: messenger RNA, 2512 nt
Organism: Lampris incognitus (smalleye Pacific opah)
Lineage: Eukaryota; Metazoa; Chordata; Actinopteri; Lampriformes; Lampridae
Product: coiled-coil domain-containing protein 6-like
Exons: 9
Coding region: 43-1422 (459 amino acids)
Source: RefSeq, a predicted model, not a curated record